AUGUCGCAAGUGAGCGUUGGGGAAGCGCUGGAUCGGCGCAGCAGCCUGUUCUCGAUCAGCCGACCAGAGAUUGCCGCCACCAGCCAAGUUGACGCCAGCGAUGUCCCCGACCAAGACGAGGGCCCAAAGAGGCCUGUCACUCCGCUCGAGAACACAUACCAGCUGGACCCGGACAAAAAGUUCAGCGAAAGCGCAGUGACAGCAAUUAUCAGAGAGGUGCUGGAGGGUCAACUCGAGGAGGAGAAGUACGAUGCGAGAGCAACACGACAGAUGUCGAAAACGCUGUCAACCAUCAUCACAAACCGCGUCAAAGCCCUCGAGUACACAAGAUACAAAAUCGUCACAGUAGUUGCGUUGGGGGAGGCAGCAGAUCAAGGCGUCACAGUGGCAUCCCGGUGCUUGUUUGACAAGGACAAGGAUAACUUCGCCUCUGCGUCGUACCGCAACUCCAACUUGUAUGCUGUCGCCACUGUCUAUGCCUGCUACUACGAAUGA
Messenger RNA from Salpingoeca rosetta, 495 nucleotides. RefSeq lists its product as uncharacterized. Lineage: Eukaryota; Choanoflagellata; Craspedida; Salpingoecidae. Gene Ontology annotation, biological process: microtubule-based movement. Gene Ontology annotation, molecular function: dynein intermediate chain binding. The record is from RefSeq and is a predicted model, not a curated record. The transcript is spliced from 5 exons. The coding region runs from base 1 to 495 and encodes 164 amino acids. Gene Ontology annotation, cellular component: cytoplasm; cytoplasmic dynein complex.